AUGGGACCAUACACAGGACUCCCUGCCUUGCACAAAGAAGUAUUACCGGUUUUUUUGCUCUAUCUACAAGUUACUGGAGGCGCCCUCUUCUGUCAGCAAGCCCCUGCCCUAAGAUCUCUCUCUACGAGCCAGAAAAUCACAGCUGGUUUCAGAGUUCCCAUCACUCAUACUGUUGCUGCUGAUUUUUUGCUCCUUGGCUCUGACGUGCUUGCAACUAUUUCUAUCCAUCUCACAGCAACUUCAGUGUUACAGCUCUAUUUGGCAGGUCCAGGAGUUUCUUGGCACAGUGUCUCUCCAGGUUCCAAAGAUGAGUUCUCUCCUGACUCUUCUCAUAGUGAAAGAGAAUGUGGUGUUCCUAAUAUACCCCAAAAUGUAGAAGCUUGGCCCAAGAAAGACAAAUAUAAAGUUGGAGAUGUACUGAGUUUCUCCUGCAGACAGAAAUAUCCACUAAUUGGACCAAAUUCAAUUCAGUGCUACGACUUUGGAUGGUCUCCUAAAUUUCCACCAACAUGUAGAGCUGGGAAAGUAAAGUCUUGUGGUCCACCUCCUCAGCUCCCCAAUGGGGUAGUUAAGGAAGAAAAGAAAGGAAAAUAUGAACACAAUGAAGUGGUGGAAUAUGGUUGCAAUCCCAGGUUCCUGUUAAAGGGAUCUAGGAAAAUUCAAUGUGUUGAUGGAGGAUGGACACCUCUGCCUAUAUGUGUUGAGGAAGCCAGUACAUGUGGAGAAAUACCAAUACUCCAGAAUGGCUAUAGUUUGCCCUCUGACCCUCCCUAUCACCAUGGAGAAUCAGUGGAGUUCAGUUGCGCAGAAUCAUUUACAAUGGUUGGACACAGAUCAAUUACGUGUGUUCGUGGAAUGUGGACCCAACUUCCUCAGUGUGUUGCCACAGAACAACUUAAAAAGUGUCUUUUAUCAAGGACACGUAAAUUUGAAUCAAUCAUACCAGAUCAGACUGAAUUUGAUCAUAACAAAGAAGUAAGUUACAAAUGCAGAGAUAAAGCAGAAUCCAAACAAUUAACCUGCAUGAAUGGAAGGUGGGAUCCCCCACUAAACUGCACCUGUAAGGUCUUAAAAUUUUGCCCACCUCCACCUCAAAUUCCUAAUUCUGAAGGCAUGACAAUGACAGUGAAUUAUCAGGAUGGAGAAAAAAUAUCUAUUCUCUGCAAAGAAAAUUACAUAAUUCAGGAAGCAGAUGAAAUUGUGUGCAAAGAUGGAAGAUGGCAGUCAAUACCACGCUGUGUUGAAAAACUCCCAUGUUCUUCACCACCUCCUAUCGAACAUGGAAAAAUUAACUCACCUAGAUCUUUAGAAGAAAGGAAAGAAACAUCCAAACCUAGUAUCUACCCACAUGGCACAAAAUUAACUUAUGUCUGUGAAGAGGGGUUCACGCACUCUGACAAUGGUGGUAUAACAUGCUACAUGGGAAAAUGGAGUUCACCACCUCAGUGUGAAGGACUGCCUUGUAAGCCACCACCUUCAAUUUUUCACGGUGUUGUAUCUCAUGAGUCAGACACCUACCAACAUGGAGAAGAAGUGACAUACAACUGUACUCACAGUUUUGGCAUCGAUGGACCUGAAUCUAUAAAAUGCUUUGCAGGAAAAUGGCCUUCCCCAAAUACAGAAAUAAAUCUGUAUUUAUUUCACAGUAUAAAUACAGAUUGCUUUAAAUUACCCACAUUUCCUAACGCUAUACUCAAAAACCCAAAGAAAGAAUCAUAUAAGUCAGGAGAACAAGCGGAGUAUGAAUGUGAAAAAAGUUUCCAAUUAGAGGGCUCAAAUAUUGUAAAGUGUUUCAAGAGCAAAUGGGUAGGAAGUCCAAUAUGCAAAGAUAUUUUCUGUGGGAAUCCACCCAUAGUGAAAAAUGCUAAAAUUAUCUCAGAACAGAUGACUAGGUAUCCACAUGAAGAGAGAGUACGUUAUGAAUGUAAUGAGCCUUACUACCUGUAUGGAGAGGCAGAAGUGAUGUGUCUGAGAGGAACCUGGACAGAACCACCUCAGUGCAAAGAUUCAGAGGGAAAAUGUGGGCCCCCUCCUGCUAUUGAAAACGGGGACUUGACUUUAUUCCCAGCACCUGUAUAUGCUCAAGGAACAUCAGUGGAGUACCAGUGCCAGGCCUUCUAUGAACUUCAGGGUAACAGACAUAUAACAUGUAUGAAUGGAGAGUGGUCAGAACCACCAAAAUGCUUAGAUGCAUGUAUAAUAUCAGAAGAAGAGAUGGAAAAAUAUAAAAUACAGUUAAAAUGGAAAUAUGACAGAAAACUCUAUUCUAGAUCAUCUGAUACUGUUGAAUUUAAAUGUAAAUGGCCAUAUAGGGAAAUGACAUCCAGACACACUUUUCGAGCAACUUGUCGUGAAGGGAAGCUGGAGUAUCCCCGUUGUGGAUAA
This is a messenger RNA of Orycteropus afer afer, 2385 nucleotides long. Its product is annotated as complement factor H-like. The record is from RefSeq and is a predicted model, not a curated record. Lineage: Eukaryota; Metazoa; Chordata; Mammalia; Tubulidentata; Orycteropodidae. The transcript is spliced from 13 exons. The coding region runs from base 1 to 2385 and encodes 794 amino acids.